UACUAUCACUAGCGCACACCGAGGUGCCAUCAGUGGCGAACCGCUCCUCGACCGUGGACAAGGUCCUCGCGCGUUUCCUCUUUUAGUCCCGGCAGGUCGGAUGGAGCUUCUAGGCUUUUUCGUUUGAUCAAAAAGACUGGACUUGAGACGGAUUAAAACGAAAAGAGAGAAGAUAUGGCGAACACGGCUCAUCUCGUUCGUCGGCAAAGCUCCCGCGAUCUCAAGCCCCAGAAGAGCAUCGAUAAGCUUGAAAUGAAAGAGAUGCGUGGUAGAUUAGUGGUGGAUAAUCGAAAGAACAUCGCCACUGCCAAUUACGGGGCCACUAACGCGGCCUUUGAAGACAGCAGUCCUAAUAAGAGCAAAACGGGAAAUGGUCCCGUCAUUGUUAAUAACGAUGGCAAGGCGAUUUUCCGGCCGGAAGCGGGCGAAGACGAACGUGAAAAUUGGGAUAGUAAGCUCACUUUCCUCCUGGCGACUGUAGGAUACGCGGUGGGUCUUGGAAACGUAUGGCGCUUUCCCUAUUUGGCUCAAAAGAAUGGUGGAGGUGCUUUUCUAAUCCCUUACUUUGUGAUGCUGGCUAUCGAGGGUAUACCCAUAUUUUAUCUGGAAUUGGCAAUCGGCCAGAGAUUGAGAAAAGGCGCCAUUGGAGUGUGGAACCAGGUAUCUCCGUAUAUGGCCGGCAUCGGAGUCAGCAGCGCCGUAGUGUCCUUUAACGUGGCUCUUUACUACAACACCAUUAUUGCCUGGUGCCUAUUUUAUUUUGUUCAGAGUUUCCAGUCGCAGCUACCUUGGGCGGAGUGUCCCAACAAGUACUUCCAGAAUGGAUCUUACGCUCCCGAACCCGAAUGUCUGGUUAGCAGCCCAACGCAAUAUUUCUGGUACCGGACUACCUUGAUGAUAUCUAAAGAUAUUAAUACACCUGAAGUGUUUAAUUGGAAGAUCGCCCUGGCGUUGAUCAUCGCGUGGAUCCUCGUUUAUAUGUGCAUGAUCAAGGGUAUCGCAUCCUCGGGCAAGGUCGUGUAUGUGACUGCUACAUUUCCAUACAUCGUCUUAAUAAUUUUCUUCUUUCGGGGCGUAACGUUGAAAGGAAUGUCGGAUGGUCUGCGGCAUCUCUUCAUGCCGAAGUGGUGGACGUUAACCGACCCGGUGGUGUGGUUAGAGGCUGGAACGCAAAUUUUCUUUUCUCUAGGUUUGGCUUUCGGUGGUCUGAUAGCAUUCUCUUCGUACAAUCCAGUAAACAACAACUGUUAUCGGGACGCCAUCAUGGUCAGUCUGACAAAUUGCUUCACAUCUAUGUUCGCAGGGAUUGUCGUUUUUUCGAUUAUAGGGUUCAAAGCCACGAUGGUUUACGAACAAUGCUUGUCGGAAAGAAAUAGCACUCUAAUAAAUAUAUUUGGCCAAUCCGAUAAAAUACCCGAGGAAAUCCCAAGUACUGGUACGCUGCUAAACAUCACGAGCAAUGGAACGUGGAGCAACUUAAUAAUGCCAGAACUGCCCGAGUGUGACCUGGAAAAGGAAUUGGAUAAUUCAGCAUCGGGCACAGGUUUAGCGUUUAUCAUAUUCACUGAAGCUAUCAAUCAGUUUCCCGGUGCCCAAUUCUGGUCAAUAUUGUUCUUCCUGAUGUUAUUCACGUUGGGAAUUGACUCCCAGUUCGGUACCUUGGAAGGUGUUGUCACCAGUAUCGUCGACAUGAAGCUGUUUCCUAAUUUAAGGAAGGAAAUUUUAACAGGUGCGAUUUGUUUGGUAUGUUGCAUAAUCUCUAUGGCCUUCGCACAUGGAGCUGGCAGUUACAUCUUCGUGUUGUUUGACAACUUCAGCGGAAACUUUCCGUUGCUCAUAAUCGCGUUCUUCGAAUGUGUAGGAGUGUCCUAUGUCUAUGGUUUAAAAAGAUUCGCUGACGACAUCGAAUUGAUGACUGGCAAUCGACCUGGCCUUUACUGGUUGAUAUGUUGGAAAUACCUCAGUCCACUGGCAAUGUUAAGUAUCCUGAUCGCGUCUUUUGUUGAGAUAUUUUUUGAAGGGAGUGGUUAUCCGGCCUGGAUAGCGAGUAAAGGCAUUACGGAGAAACAUGAGUGGCCCGUUUGGGCACUAGUUCUCAUCGCUAUUCUCAUUCUCACUUCCGUUCUGUGGAUACCUGCGGUCGCCAUUUGCAGGUACUUUGGAAUUCUCAUCAUUGAUGACAACGAAAAGGCUUGGUUCCCUGCAGCUGAUCUCAAGGAGUUCCAUGGAAUCGUGCCGCAUGAAGUAACAGCGGCUGAGACAUUACUGUUUUGCAUUAGGAGCGAUGGUUCCGAAGGUUUGUGCUGUCCUACAGGUGGUCCUAGCGAUGACGAGGACGAAGACCUUACCUAGGAUUGAUCUCAAUCGCGACGCGCGUUUCCAUGGAUGAUUUUGCUUCGAGAAAUGCUUCACUUCAUUCUGUGACAACCCAUCUUUGACUGCUGCUGCUGCUGCUUAAACAAAAGUGGCUGAUAUCUGUUUUGGUGAAUCUGGUCGAAUUGUAGUCAACGCAUCUGCGGUAGGAUCUUGUCUAUUGUGUCAAUUAACGUAAAAGCUUCGGCAUUAGAAGUUAGUUAUUUCUUCAUGGUGAGAAGACGGAGAUACAUUCAUGAAAUGGAUUCAUUUUAUGUUUUUUAAACUAUAAACGUAAUAAUUUUUAACUGUCAGAUUUAAGUUUUUUUCUCUACUAUCCGCAUGUUUUCUAUAUUCGAAGAUUCGAAGCAUUUGUUAAUGAACUGAUAAAGAAAAAUAUCGAGAAUGUAUCCUCGCCUCAUAUAACAAUUGUUAUAUAAUUUUAUUCGAAUUUUUCGAGUGACGUUAACUAUUGCGAAAUGGCUAUCGAAGCUUCACGAAUAAUGAUAAAUAUUAGG
This is a messenger RNA of Ooceraea biroi (clonal raider ant), 2870 nucleotides long. RefSeq names its product sodium-dependent neutral amino acid transporter B(0)AT3. The record is from RefSeq and is a predicted model, not a curated record. Gene Ontology annotation, cellular component: plasma membrane. Lineage: Eukaryota; Metazoa; Arthropoda; Insecta; Hymenoptera; Formicidae. Gene Ontology annotation, biological process: nitrogen compound transport; amino acid transport; sodium ion transmembrane transport.